Molecule: messenger RNA, 1424 nt
Organism: Carassius carassius (crucian carp)
Lineage: Eukaryota; Metazoa; Chordata; Actinopteri; Cypriniformes; Cyprinidae
Product: neurturin-like
Exons: 4
Coding region: 356-1060 (234 amino acids)
Molecular function (GO): receptor tyrosine kinase binding; growth factor activity; glial cell-derived neurotrophic factor receptor binding
Source: RefSeq, a predicted model, not a curated record
UCGCUCGCUUGUAGCGUAUCAUGUGAUAGGAGGCUAGGAGCUGGAAUUUGACACCUCGGGGGUUCAAAACUCUCAUGUGUUUAUGGGACUUGAUUUUGGCAGUGCUCCUGCGUUUAGAGCAGAGAGCGCGUCCCGAGGAGCUGAACGCGUCCGAUCGGGCGUUUACUGCGCAUCUGGGUCAGUCCAGACAACACUAGUGAGCUCUGGACACAAGUUUAUGUGAAAGACGUGGAUGUUCAGAAUUAUGCAUCAUCACUACAGGGAGAGGGCCAGAGGAAACAUUUUAAGGAAUACAUUUUCAUUAUCUGUGGAUUAUUUUCAUUUGACCGUUUCUUAAUUUAUUUCACUCAAGUCCAUGACAGGAGAGGUCGAUCGGGACAGAAAAGAUGGAAAUGGGUGGAGAAGUCUGGAGACCUGCAUGGCUGCACCUGCCCGAUGUCACCUGAGGAACUGGAAGGUGAUGCUGCUUGUGUUUGUAUGUCUUCUGGGUCUCGUUGAUGGACAUUUCCUUCAGGAGGAGAAAGAAGAGUCCCGUCCUAGCAAGCUGAGAGCCUCUUCAACCGCUCCAGAACAUCCAGAACCACAGAAAGAUCUAGAUGAGAGGCAGAGCAGAGCGCCAUGGGCACGACUGCACGAGUCAUCCCUGGCCGAGGAAGGUGAGGGUCAUCGAAUCCGGUGGCUGCGCUCCUCUACAAACAACUCCAGUUCUCGGAAAUCUCAGAGAAACCGUAAGGAGCAGCGCAAUCGCAAGCGAGGUCGGAGCAGCCAGGACUGUCGUUUGGAGAGGAAGGAGAUGAGGGUUCGUGAUCUGGGCCUCGGCUAUGAUUCGGAUGAGAUCGUUCUGUUCAAGUACUGCGUGGGGACGUGCAUGAGCGCCCGUAAGAACUACGACCUGGCCCUGAAGGUGCUGACGGACAACGGCAGCGUUCCAAGCCGCAAGCUGAGCCUUCACCCCUGCUGCAGACCCACACGCUUCGAGACCGUCUCUUUCAUGGAUGCCCAGACGAGCUGGCAGACCAUCAAAUGGCUUUCAGCGGCAAACUGCAGCUGUGUGGGAUGAGAGAAGCCCAGGAGACACAGCCGGUAAAAUCAUUCCAAAGCUCCGGUGUAGAAGGCGAGGAAAUUCCAGUGCAAGGAAUCGGAUGCAGUGCUUCUGAUGAUGCACUACAAACGCAGCAGAUCUGCUACCGUCGGCACAGGAGCAACAGGGAUACAGGACGUCCUGCAGGGAGACGGUCAGAAAGCGUUGGGGUUUGCAUCAUGUGACCUCGGAGAGCUAAAAACUGUACCUGUGAAGCAGGCCAUCAGUUUCCUGCUCCAGACUGCAUGGAUAGUUCGUGAAAAGUAACUUGAAGGCCUACAUUUCACAUGAUCUGCCUCUAGGAGUUGAGAUGUUUUAAGAACUUGGGUACCAUGAAGGUUCA